Molecule: messenger RNA, 289 nt
Organism: Dentiscutata heterogama
Lineage: Eukaryota; Fungi; Glomeromycota; Glomeromycetes; Diversisporales; Gigasporaceae
Source: the annotation of a GenBank genome assembly
CUUGACAAAAUGAUACAUCAACAACUUCAAUUACGUUCUUACUAUAAUAAAGUUGAUGAUGGAACAAAUCAAAAAUUAUCACCCCAAUUAAUUUCAUACUAUCGUAAAAAUAUGGAAUCGCCACUUUUAAAGGUUGUUGAGCAAUGGUUAAGAGAAGAUUUCCAGGAAUUAAGGCUUCUUCAGGCCGAAGAGAGGAAAAAGGCCGAGCAGGAACAGGACAGAGUAUUAUUAGGUGAAGAAGUACCAAGAACAAAAUGGGAUGAUCUUUCGGAAAAUGUAAAUGCUUAUG